AAGGGUAGUUGCUGUCUAGGGGUUGAUUGUGGUGGCAGAGAUUAUUGUCUGUGGGGGCAGAGAUCGAGGAGUGAGGACGAUGAUGGUCCUCCUCUUGGGGGGCUGCUUGGAGAUGGGCGCCAUGGCUAGGGAGGAAGCACAAGCAAGGCCAGGUCCUCUACGAAGAGAGCAAAACAAAACAGGAAAAUGAAGUGGAAUGAAGGUGGAAGCGCACAGCAUGCCUAGUUAUAGGAACCCCUGGGACAAAGUGGAAUGGAGGAGGGCGCAAGCACUGGGAGUUCCAAUUGGAGUUGCAGUAGGAGUUCGAACUGGAGUUCCAGUAGGAGUUGCAGAAGCCGAGAGCAGCAGCAGUCCAGGGCAGCGGUUUGUGGAGCACGUGGAAAGGUUGUGGAGCAUACAAGUCAGCGUGGAGAGCAGGGAUGGGGAAUCCACGGGGGCUUCUUGGUCCUGCUGUGUGCCUUGUUCGUUGGCCCCCGUUCUCGGUGGGAGGCGCGGAAGCGGUGAUGAGAAUUGCUAGGGCUCGCGGCAUGUCUGAUUUGGGUGAGAGAGCGAAUGGAAGCGGGAAGAUGCGUCGUGGGGGAACGGCGUCUGAUAUGAGGGGUGUGAGCAAUUCCGGGUGUUGGGACGCUGUGCAUUUGGUUGGCGCUGCGUGGGUGAGUGGACGGAUUGGGAGCGUGCGAUGCGGGUGCGCAUGGCAUGGGCAAAACUUAUUUUGCAAAAGUACGAGAAGAACUUCAAGAAGGGCAUGUCGACAGAUUCAACUCUUCAUCUUUUAAAUGACAGUUCUUUAAGAGAUGUACAGAUUCCACCAGGACCCAGGCUUCUGAUUUUGGAUCACUUAAAAAGGUUCGGAGAUGUUGCAAGAAGAUCUAGCUAAUGGUUGCAUGUCAUUUCUUGCGAAGAGUCGAGACGAGAUUGUACCUUACCGUUUUCAAAAAUUAGACUUGACUUUGCAUCGAUUUUUCUCGCAUUAGUAUUGGACUGAGGAUGGGUGAACAUGGUCACUUCUCAAUCCGCAAAGCCCUUUCACAUCAUUAAUUGGAUAGUAAUCUGAAUAUAUUGUCAUUACUGACGCACUUUUGGUCAGAAGUUAAGGAAUGUCUUUGCCACUGUCUAAUCGAUUGGAAUGGAUGCCAUCUGAGCGUUGCUUACAGCGUUUUUUUCAGGGUUAGCAGUUUCUUGAACGUAAUUACACCUAAUUUUUCAUCCUCUUGCCAGGUUAUGCGAUGCCUUUUGUGGAUGUAGAUGCACUUGCUGCUAUUUGUGGAUGUAACUUGAGCAUGGCCCAGGAGUGGAGUGAAGGAACCUUAGGGAGUACAUCCACAAAUAGCAGCAAGUGCAUCUACAUCCACAAAUGCUGGAAGCCUGAGCAUGGCCCAGGAGUGUUUUAUUCAGUGGGGGAAUAAAAUACAAGAUUGGGGGAAUGGUGGUGCACUAUAGACUGAAACUGAGAUGGCGCACCAAAAGUGUGCCAUAUCAUCUGUCGAGUCUAAAUGCCAAGCCCUGCAUAUGAACCCUAGCCCUGCAUAUGAACCCUAGGGAGGCGUGCAUUUGGAAAGCGGUGCAGGGUUCACAUCGGGUAGAAGGUGACCCCUGGGGCCAGGGUGACCUUCUUGCAGGCGAUGGGGAAGAUGAGGUUGAGGGGAAGUCGAGGAGGGAUCCAGACUUUCAUGAGGAUCCUCCGGCCCAGCCUUCUCGACAACAACGGGGACACGGUUGGCGUGAUCUUAGGCACCAGCACUGGUGCAAUGUUGCAGCGUGGCUCGGGCCUAACGCGUGGCCUUAUGUGUGGCCUGAGCAGCUGAGCAGGGUUUGGCUGUGGCUGGACAAGAGGAUGCGCGGGUGUGUGCAAGGCAGAGUCGGAAGCAUGGGGUGGCUUCGAGUGCGCAUUGAAUUUGGGCUUGGGGUUUUUGGAGGUGUGCCUUGGAAGCUGUCUUGGCUUGGCAGGAAGGGUAGUUGCUUUCUUGGGGUUGAUUGUGAGGGCAGAGAUUAUUGUCUGUGGGGGCAGAGAUCGAGGAGUGAGGACGAUGAUGGUCCUCCUCUUGGGGGGCUGCUUGGAGAUGGACGCCAUGGCUAGGGAGGAAGCACAAGCAAGGCCAGGUCCUCUACGAAGAGAGCAAAACAAAACAGGAAAAUGAAGUGGAAUGAAGGUGGCAGCGCUCAGCAUGCCAAGUCAUUAGAACUCUUGGGGUUUCGUUGUUCUGCUGUUUAGAUCACUAUAUAUUUAAGUAGUUCAUCGUUUACAUUUAAUUUUAGAUCGUAUUUGCGGAAUAUGACUUCUUUUUAGUUAUCAAUUAUGUUUUUUCAUCUUAUUUUUUCUGUGUGGGUCUAGCAUUACUUGUACCUAAUUGAAAUACUGUAUAACACUUUUUGUUUUUGUUUUGGUCUU
Messenger RNA from Physcomitrium patens, 2389 nucleotides. RefSeq lists its product as uncharacterized. The record is from RefSeq and is a predicted model, not a curated record. NCBI's taxonomy places the organism in Eukaryota, Viridiplantae, Streptophyta, Bryopsida, Funariales, Funariaceae.